AUGGCCGACGCCACCGACAAGAUCUCUAUCACCAUCUGCGGCGAUGGUGGAUGCGGAAAAUCAUCCAUCACCUUGCGCCUGGUGCGGAGUCAGUGGAUUCAUGAAUACGACCCUACAAUCGAGGAUUCAUACUCGGUUACGCGCGUGGUCGAUGGCGUGCCAUACUUCCUAUCCAUCACCGACACGGCCGGCCAGGAAGAGUAUCGCGGCUUAUGGGCGGCUUCCAACCUGAGAUCCGACGCCUUUCUUCUGGUGUACGACAUCACCAACAAAUCGAGCUUAGGCGCUUUGGACUACUUCAUGGACAUGAUUGAGAUCGAAACCGAACAACGCCUUGAGGACAAUGAUCGGUUGCGCAAGGAGUUGGGGGCCAGUGCAGAGGGCCUCGAUGUGGGCAUGCCACCCCCGGUCAAGAUCGUCGCGGGGAACAAGUGCGAUCUCAAAGACAACAGAGUCAUUAGUUCCCGGGAAGGCCUGGAGUAUGCCCGAAAACACGGUUGCGGUUUCAUGGAGACCAGCGCCAGGGAGAUGGUCAACAUCGAGGAAACCUUUGCCCUCCUUGUCCGUCGGGUCGUCGAGGCCCGUCGACUACACUACCAGAAGGGUCCUCCGACCAGUCAAACCGCUCAAAGGGGCGAGCCUUCGACGGCUGCAAAAACCCCUGCUGACACGGUUGUUAGCAAGGAAGGCAAGGGAGAAUCGCAGAAGCGCACACAGAAACGACAGAGUGGUCUUCGUGGGCUCUUUGGAGGUAAACGUGCACGUCAGGAUCCAGGCGAGAAGGGCCAUCUUCAACCAGAGGCAUCGGGAUCGGGGCAGAACAAGCCAUCCAAGCCUGCAAAGGCGAGCAUAUGGAAGCGCAUGAGUUGUUGUUAG
Messenger RNA from Aspergillus luchuensis, 876 nucleotides. RefSeq names its product putative RAS small monomeric GTPase. Gene Ontology annotation, cellular component: plasma membrane. NCBI's taxonomy places the organism in Eukaryota, Fungi, Ascomycota, Eurotiomycetes, Eurotiales, Aspergillaceae. The transcript has 5 exons. The record is from RefSeq and is a predicted model, not a curated record. Gene Ontology annotation, molecular function: GTPase activity; GTP binding; GDP binding. Gene Ontology annotation, biological process: signal transduction. Bases 1 to 876 code for a protein of 291 amino acids.